UUGUACGGCGCCUAGCCUUUGCGUGGGUGCAUGAUAUGGAUGACAGACAUGAAGAGAGAGAUGGGGCAUUGCGUGCAAUGUCACAAGAGAAGACACAAACCAGGGAGAGAGAGAAGAAGAAGCGGAAACGCAGCAGAAGCAGAUCCUCUUCUGUUUCAUCUACUACAUCAUCUAGCUCUUCAACGUCUUCCUCUUCUAGUUCUUCAGGAUCCUCUGCUUCACAUAGCAGGAGCAGGUCAAGUAGUAGAGAUUCACCCAAAUCAAAAUCAAAGAAAAGAAAAAAGGAGAAGCACAGCAAAAAGAAGAGGAAAAAAGAUAAGCUGAAGAAAAAGAAAGAAAAAAAGAAAAAGAAAGACAAAUCAGGACCUGUUCAGCUUUCUAAGCGUGAUCGAAACCGUGCUGAACUUCUUGACUUCUUGAACUCCGCUUUGUAGUGAAAAUGAUACUAAGCAAGGACCAGUAUCGUCUGCCCACUCAAUUGAUCAUCCUGCUCUAUAAGCUGAGAAUGAAGGGGAGAGCGAAAGAACACUUAAAGUGUGAAGAGCUAAAACAGUCCUCUUGUGAAGAUAGAGCACCUUCUUUACAGGCAAAUUGAAGAACUGACAACAACUUGCCGACAGAGAGCCACGUUGCUCAUUCUGUGACCUUAACAGUGCUAGACUGAAUGUUUCAAAAUGCACUAAAGCAUUUUAAAACUCAAGACUAAAUUUUGGCCUAUUGCCUACUGCAUGCAAAAUAGAAGUUUACCAUCAAUUGUCCUUUGUCAUCUACCUUAUUAAAGAAAAAUAGUUGCAAAUAAGUUCUUUAAAAAGAAGCAUACCUGCAUAUAUAGAUAUUUUUAGUAUUACAGGUAUUUGUUUGUAAAUAGCAAAGUAUCUCUAAGUAGUGUGUAUUCUAGGAAAAUGAAUACAGUAGAUUUUAUAAAACAUUGUUUCUUUGGUGUAAUGUAUUUUCUUUCAAAGUUGGUAACAUCUUAAUGGCAGUUUAUGAAAUGACUGCCAGGCUUUAAUUAAAAUCCUCUGGCAGUUGUGCAACGAUUCUGAAAAUAGUUCACCUUCCGGUUUAGUUUAUCCCUUUGCAUUGCUAUUUGCAUUUUGUAUGAUCGUAAUUAAUCUGUAUUCUGAUCUUUCCUAUGUAGGAGUGUAUAGCUAGAUACACACUUUGAGAAACCCAGUGGGUUACCAAUGUCUGCAGAGUUCAUCACUAUGUCAGUUAGACAUCACUGAAAGAGUGGUCGUAAAAUAUGACUUCACAAUGUAUAGGCCUUUAUUUUAAAAGAAAAGCCAAAUAAAAUAUCUUCCUCUGAAUUUGA
Molecule: messenger RNA, 1312 nt
Organism: Pogona vitticeps (central bearded dragon)
Lineage: Eukaryota; Metazoa; Chordata; Lepidosauria; Squamata; Agamidae
Source: RefSeq, a predicted model, not a curated record